Molecule: messenger RNA, 2568 nt
Organism: Lodderomyces parapsilosis
Lineage: Eukaryota; Fungi; Ascomycota; Pichiomycetes; Serinales; Debaryomycetaceae
Gene: CPH2
Product: Cph2p
Exons: 1
Coding region: 1-2568 (855 amino acids)
Molecular function (GO): protein dimerization activity
Source: RefSeq, a predicted model, not a curated record
AUGUCACAGUUGGAGGCUAGUUUUGAUGGGCCCGGAAGGCCGGACAAUGAAAAUAAGAUCUUUGACCAAAGCAAUGACAUGAACAUCCUUGACGACGGAAGUAACAAUAUUUUGGGCGACGUUUAUGGAAAUGGCCUUGAUACCAUGAAUGCCCAAUCAGGGUUCAAUUUUGAUGAGACUGACGAUUUUCUCAAGUCCAUUUCAGGUGUGUUGGGUAACAAUAAGCCUGACUUGGCGAAUAUUAACCUCAAUAACGUCAACUACAACAACUCGACAUUAUCACCUUCCUCGAUUAACGGAGAAGAGGUUGGUUUCCCAGAAUACUUGGGAGCUUAUCCUGAUCAACCUCAGGCUACUUUUCAAAGUGGUCUGCUUGAACAACCGUUGUAUGCCACAAGGAUAAGGUCACAUUCGUCAUCAAUUGCUACUUAUAAUGGUGAAAAUAUAUCACCUUUGUCCAAUAACACCAAUGAUACAUCUGACUACACUUCGCCAGAAUCAGUUCAAAAUCACGUAAUUGAAAAACCACCGGUGAAGCAAACCAAAAGAGGCUCAGCUUCCAAAGUGACAAAGCCUAAGAAUCCCAAGGAUAAAAGCUCACACAAUAUGAUUGAAAAGAAGUACAGAACCAACAUUAACUCAAAGAUUUUGAUCUUGAGAGAUGCUGUACCUGCUUUGAGAAUUGCCGCUGGUGCCGAAGACGUCUCCUUGGCUGAUUUGGAGGGUAUUACCCCUGCUUCGAAAUUGAAUAAAGCCAGUGUUUUGACCAAGGCUACUGAAUACAUCAAGCACUUGGAGCAGAAGAAUGCAAUGUUGAAAGACCAGAAUGAGUACUUGCAAAAAGUUCUUCAAGAGGCUAACUUGAGCUCACAAAUACAAAUGCCCUUAGCACAACGUCCAAUACCAAGCUCCCCCAUGGAUGGGAGUCAACAAAUAUAUGGAGACAUGAGACCAAACAGUCUGCAGAGUUAUGAUCACCAGGCUUACAUGCAUAACCAACAAGUGGCAGCAGGCCAGGUAGCUCCAUUACCAGUACCACCACCACCAUCAUCACAACAACAACAACAGCAACAGCAACAACAACAGCAACAACAAGAGAAUUCGAAUGGGCCCAACAGAUACUUGUUAGGAGGCAUGGCAACUGUCAUGGCUACUUCCUUGUUUGGUGGUUCAGGUGAGAAUGAUUUCAGAAGUUUGAGUGCAUUGCCUUUUGCCUCAUACUUGUUCCCAAGUGCAUUUUUGAAUCCAACACCUGCUGUGAUCCACUUGUGGACAUUGAGCAAGUUAUUGUUGGUUUUGGGAAGUUUGUUCACCGUUUUUUACCCAAUGGUUCAAAGUUUUGUUAGCAAACCCGGUGAUAAAGGGUUAAAGGUAGCCACCGAGUCUAGUACCUUGAUGGAUUGUAUUUUGGUUUCAUUAUACAUAAAAGUGCCCAACAAGUUGUCCGAGCAGCGUCGUGAAAGAAUCAUUGCCAACUUGAGAGGAGGCAACAACUGGAAGCAAAUGGCUUGGGACUACAUUGAAUUGUCAUCAUGUGAAUCCAAUUUCGAAAACACAUUUUUGAUGUUGUUGAUUGGCACUUUGUUGAAAAACAAAUUUGAAAGAUUUUCGCCAAUGAUUAAUCACUUCUUAACCAUGAAAGGUGGAUUGAUUGUAAACCUUGAUUACCGUGGUAGCAACAAGACAUUGAUCAGAUUGAGUCAGUUGAUUGGUAAAGUAGAUGGCCUUUCGAUGUUUUCUAGUGAACCAUUGAUGACGAGAUUGAGCAAUGUGGCAACUGGUCAAUAUAUGAACGCUGGUGUCGAAGACGGACAAGAUUCAAAAUACGUUGAAGCUUAUCAGUACACUAUUGGCGAUUACUAUAAUUUGAUUAUUCAAUGGAGAAUUAUUGACAUUAUUCAUGCAUUAAACUUAUCCUAUUUGGAGAAAUUGAACGAAGAGGAUACUACACAAGUGUUUACUGAUUUGAAAAUUGUUGAAUCAAUCAUUGACAAAAAAUCUCCAAUUUGGCCCCAAUUUCAAUUGUUUAUGACUAUAGUGGAUCCAAAUCAAACAUUGACAUUGAUUCAAGAGUUGAAAAACAAAGUUGAGUACCAGGUCAAUAAAUUCAAAUCCGAUUGUAAAGACUUGGAAGAAGAAGAUUCAGAAGAUUCAGAAUAUUUAUCGUCAGAUCUUGAUUUUGAAUCUCUUGUCAAAAGCUUGAACUUGGUGUCACAAGAAGAAUUGAUCAUACUAUUAUCGUCAUUAGUCACGUACUAUCACAAUCUUGACGAUAGCGAUAAAGAGGCCGAAUUUUUAAGAUGUUUGAGAAUACCCAAUAAGAAAUUCAGUUUGUUGACAUUUACAGCAUUGAUCAGUAUGCUUACUGCAAUAAUUCCUGGUCCUGUUGAUGACUUUGAUGGUACUUCAGAAAUAUUGAUUCUGGUUCGCAAUUGGAUAAAAGAGGGUUAUUUGGAGAGGAAUAAGUUGGACACACAAUCUGUUGACCUCGACCCUAAAUUGUUGGAUUUGUUGCUUUACAAGGGAAAGAUAAUAAAUGGCAUAGAUGUUGAAGAAGAUGAAGAGUAG